This is a messenger RNA of Chelonoidis abingdonii (Abingdon island giant tortoise), 922 nucleotides long. The record is from RefSeq and is a predicted model, not a curated record. Lineage: Eukaryota; Metazoa; Chordata; Testudines; Testudinidae.
CCUCUUAUAGCAUUAGGAGCAGGAGGACUAGGACAUUUGUGUGACAAAUUUUGAGAUGUGUGAACUUCCCUUUGAUUUGCAAUGAGACCUCUCUCUCUCUCUCUAUCUCUGUGUUCCUCUCGCUGUCUCUCUCUGUGUGUCCCUCUCUCUGUUUCUCUCUCUCUCUGUUUCUAUUGUGUCUAUGAGUUCGCCUCUCUGCUCAGGUCUGAGGCCCUUGCUCAGGAACGCCGUAUGCCGCAUGCUUUGAAAACUGAAGCUGAGGCGUCUCCACUGAGAAUGAUCAAUAACUUCUUAAAAGUGAAGGGGGCUUUUGUCCGACAGCUCCUUACUACUAACCUCGAGACGCUGCGAAAAGAUCAAUUUGAAAACUUCAGAGAUGUGCUGUGCAAGACACCCGUGAAGGACCUUGUCCGUGCAGGAGAUGAAUUUCUUGACGAACCCAACACAUUCCAUAGGGAUGCCAGCCUAGAAACCAUUGUCGAGGAUUUGAUAGGCAAAUGUGGCCGGACUUACGCACUGACGGCAGCUGCGACAGUGAUGGAAAAAAUAGGGAGAAGGGACCUCGCUAAAGAACUCCAGGGAGAAGAAGAAGCCCUGCACGUGACCGAAUGUCUGAGAAGAAAACCAAAAGGUGAAGUAAACCCAGAGGACAGGUUUCUUUUGUGGAUUUCUCCAAGAUUUUCCCUCCACUUUAUCCUGCCCACAACUUUCUUCGAAGGCAUCCCAGCGUUGGAAAGACACAGCAGCAAGGGCUGAUCCAAGCGCUCUAGCGAAUUAGAUAAAACAGUGAUUGCUUCUGUGAUGUUGCACUCUACAUGAUUUUAUGAAAAUUUGCUAAUGAGGGCGAAUCUAUCGUAACUGGAACAUGCUUCAUGCAAAAGGUCUCUUGUAAGGUAUCAUUACAAAGCUUAUAAUGUCCUGA